CGAACAGCCAUCAUCAUGCACAGAUAAAAGUAAAAACAAAUGUGCACACAUAUACGCCUAAGUAACAUAUGGUCCUAACUCUCUCAUUGGCUGAGGUCUUCUCAACGUAAACGUGUCGCGCGUGCGGCAAGACAUGCCAACAAAUGGAGUUGGAAGGGAUGAAUUUUCUAACUACCAAAGGGCUUGGAAAGUUGACUUAGUGGGUGCAUGCGGUGGGGUUGGGGUCAAGUUUGAGAGGUGUGUAAGCAUGCAUCGCAAUACAGGAUGCCGCUUGGAAAUAGCUGUUUUUAUUUUGACCUUAAUACAUGUACACAUAUCCUUUAUUCGCCCUCAAGCAGUUUGUCGUCUUGGAUCCGGUUUGGACAAGCGACGCUGCAUUCUGAUUGCAGGACGUCGAGCAGGAAACAGCGAGACAGACCUCCGUGUGCUUCACCGUCAAACAAAACUCGCACAAAAUGUCGUGGAAGUUGUUGUGGGUGUUUUGCGCUAUUAGCAGCCAGACUACACGACUAGAAGGGUCAGAUUCUCAAAAGACUCUGCUCCAGUUGUUCCAAAAGUACAAAGAUACCUGGAAAGAACGGAACUGCACAUUUCCAGAUCCAUCAACGUACACAACAUCGACAGCUUUCAGCAAGCUGAGAAACAUAAAGCUGUCAUACGACGAUCCCUCACCCACUGGGCAAACAGACAGUGAAAUACCACUUACGCCUUGUCAGGACCCGAAUGUCAUCCUGAGUUCUCCAAAUAAAACAAUCCAGCAGAACUCCACUGUUAACAUAUGUGUCGCAUUUUUCGAGGUUUCUCUUCAGUUCUGCAACAUAUCAAGUCUGGAUGAGGCACUGAAGAAAGACAAUCUCGAUCGACUAACCGAAGAGUUUCGAUCAAGUUCUGUAUGCAGUAUACUAGUCAGCAAAUUCAACUUUCCCUUCUUGAACUUCCUAACGACCUCUGUGGAAACCUGUCAAAAUCAGUGUGAGAAAAAUAGCAUCCUUGCUCCUCUCUGCAGACUUCUUACUGCUACUUUGAAAGCAUCAGACCCAGGCAAUGAUGCAGACAAACACAGCAGGCUAGAAACUACAAGUACUGCAAUGUCAACAGAAAGAGCAACUGCUAGGUCAGAUGUUACACAGCCAAGUAAACCCCCACCAAAUAGUGCAGUAAAAAGUACUGGAACCAUACCACCCAAAAGAAACGUAACUGAAGUCAAGACGAAAAAUGAAAGUUCAAGUCCUGAGCCAGAUGUUGACAAUUCCAAGAUCAGCAGCACACAGUCUAAUGUUACAGCUCUUAAAACAUCUUCCAUAGAAAACAAAGGAUCUCCUGAAACUAGUACUGAAAAAAUAACGAUGAGCACAGAACAAAGUGAGACAGAAUCUUCACCAGAAAGCACAGCUGGUGAAGUAGGCAAAGGAGCUAAAACUAUGGAUUCUUUGUCACAAAAUACCACUCUAGAAAAAAAAAUUUCUAAAGAUGACAAGAACCAAGUUACCAGUGGGGCACCUACAGCAUCUGAAAACAGCACAGCUAAAAAUGCACAAUCCAAUAAAAAAGAACCUUCUGAAAUGACAGAAGGAGCUAAAACUAUGGAUUCUUUGUCACAAAAUACCACUCUAGAACCAAAAAUUUCUAAAGAUGACAAGAACCAAGUUACCAGUGGGACACCUACAGCCUCUGAAAACAGUGCAGCUAAAAAUGUUCAAUCCAAUAAAAAAGAACCUUCUGAAAUGACAAAAGAUGCUUCAGACAAAAAUUUUGAUCAAGAUGAAAUCAAAGAGAACAUGGCAGACAAAGAUGGAUCCACCGUUGAGGUCCUGCUCUGGAUAUGUAGUAUUUUGGUUGUUGGUAUGGUGGUUUUGCUCCUGUACAAGAAGAGGCAAACGAUCCAGAACUAUGCUAUGAAGUGCAAGAUAGUAUCAAGGAACUUGUGGCAAGAGUCUGGUAGCAAGGUGAAGUAUGCUAAGCUUACGUCGGUGGAGGAUGCAAUACCUACUGUGAAGAAAUCAGUCCAGGCUAAGAACCAUAUUUACUGACAGCUAUCACAAGAAUGCAUAAUGCAUCUUGUCUACUAUAUAAGACUUUUUCUGUUGGCUCCAGCUACAAAUCAGUUGCUUUGUCAGGAGAAUGCCUUCCAAAAUUUACUGGAAUAUGCCUUCUACCUGCAUUAAUAUCACCCAUGACAGGAAUUUACCAAAACAUCAGAACUUUUGAAAAUGUUAACAUUUGGUGCUAUUAAUAAAUUAAGAAAAAGUA
Messenger RNA from Pomacea canaliculata, 2250 nucleotides. RefSeq lists its product as uncharacterized. The transcript has 4 exons. Bases 456 to 2030 code for a protein of 524 amino acids. Lineage: Eukaryota; Metazoa; Mollusca; Gastropoda; Architaenioglossa; Ampullariidae. The record is from RefSeq and is a predicted model, not a curated record.